Messenger RNA from Oldenlandia corymbosa var. corymbosa, 3493 nucleotides. Lineage: Eukaryota; Viridiplantae; Streptophyta; Magnoliopsida; Gentianales; Rubiaceae. The record is from the annotation of a GenBank genome assembly.
UUUUUUUGCAUCAUUAAUUACUCCUUUUUAGCGUCCCUAUACACGAGCAUCCCGUGAGAGGGAUUUCUAUCUAAAAUCAACGGCUUAGGUUUAAUCCUUUCUCUUUACAUCGAACGGUUAGUAUUACUUUGGAGAAUGGUGGUUCGGAAAGUCGGUUUUGGGCUAUAAAUUAAAAAAAAAAAGGGUAACGCUUUCUUUAUUUCUCGAGAAUUAUCAUUCAUCGGUUGCUUCUUUGAUUCUAUCGAACCUCUUCUCCCUCUCUAAUUCCGGUAAGGUUUCUGCUUAUAAUUUUUUUGCCUUAACAUUUGAAACGAAAUGGAAGGAUAAUUUUUUUCUUGUUUAAAGUGUAAUGAAAUUGUGAGAUUUAGUCGGCUGGUUUAUGGGCAUUAUCAUUAUUAUUUUGUUCUUUUUUUUUCGUGUUUUUUGUCUUAAUUUCUUUUUUCUUUUGCUGUUCUUUUUUUGUCAUGCGACAACAUGUUCGAGGUCGAAUUAAUGAGGUUUUAGCUGUAUUAUGAAGUUUUGGCUGUUCCAUUAUCACUGUAGUUUGGAAAAUGAUUGUGCAGGGUUUAUGAAGGUCAAAAUGGGAUUCCAGUUAAAAGAUGUAACCGUCGCGCUUUUCAUAUCGUUGCUGUUGCUUCCUCUGGCCUUCUCCUCUUCUGAUGAUGGGCUUGUUAGAAUUGGUCUCAAGAAGAUGAAAUUUGAUCAAAAUAACCGCCUUGCUUCGCGGCUUGAGACAGGGGAAGGAGAGGCUUUGAGAACAUCUAUACGGAAGUACAAGUUCCGUGGUAAUAAGCUUGGGGACUCUGCUGAUACUGACAUUGUUGCACUGAAGAAUUACAUGGAUGCUCAGUACUUUGGUGAGAUUGGUAUUGGUACCCCUUCUCAGAAAUUCACUGUGAUCUUUGACACCGGCAGCUCAAAUUUGUGGGUUCCUUCAGCUAAGUGCUACUUCUCGGUGAGUUUGUACAGUCUUUGUACCAUGCGUAGUUCAGCAUUUUCUUGGAUUUUAUCUGUUGGUCAAUCGUAAAGAGGUCUUUUUAAUACUUCCAAGUAUUCUAAUGCAGGUGCCAUGCUUUUUUCAUGCUAAGUACAAGUCCAGCCAAUCCAGUACUUAUAAGAAGAAUGGGAAGUCUGCUGCAAUUCAUUAUGGAACUGGAGCUAUAUCUGGAUUUUUUAGUGAAGAUAGUGUCAGAGUUGGUGACCUAGUUGUAAAAGAUCAGGAAUUUAUUGAGGCUACGAGAGAGCCCAGUGUCACUUUUCUUGUGGCCAAGUUUGAUGGUAUUCUGGGACUUGGAUUCCGAGAGAUAUCUGUUGGAAAUGCUACUCCAGUGUGGGAUAAUAUGGUUAAGCAAGGUCUUGUGAAGGAAGCUGUGUUUUCUUUUUGGCUGAACCGCAAGACAGAGGAAGAGCAAGGAGGGGAAAUUGUUUUUGGUGGAGUUGAUCCCAAUCACUUCAAGGGGAAACACACUUGGGUUCCAGUGACUCGGAAAGGUUAUUGGCAGUUUGACAUGGGUGAUGUCCUCAUAGAUGGUAAACCAACAGGUUACUGUGACGGAGGGUGUUCUGCAAUUGCUGAUUCUGGGACUUCUCUCUUGGCUGGGCCUACGGCCAUUAUAACUAUGAUAAACCAAGCAAUUGGAGCUUCUGGUGUGGUAAGCCAAGAAUGCAAGGCUGUGGUUGAGCAAUAUGGCCAGACAAUUAUGGAUCUGCUUUUGGCUGAGGCUUCACCAAAGAAGAUAUGCUCCCAAAUUGGUGUAUGCGCUUUUGAUGGAACUCGUGGUGUUAGCAUGGGUAUAGAGAGUGUUGUGGAUGAGACUGCCGGUAAAUCAGCUGGAUUACGUGAUGGUAUGUGCUCUGCCUGUGAGAUGGCAGUUGUUUGGAUGCAGAGCCAACUCCAGCAGAACCAAACACAAGAGCGCAUCUUGAAGUAUGCAAACCAGCUUUGUGAGCGAUUGCCCAGCCCCAUGGGUGAAUCCGCUGUUGAUUGUGGAAGCGUCGCGUCUAUGCCCAAAGUCUCCUUUACUAUUGGUGGCAAAGUUUUCGAACUUUCCGCAGAGGAGUAUAUCCUCAAGGUUGGCGAAGGUGCUUCCGCUCAAUGCAUUAGUGGUUUCACUGGUCUUGAUAUUCCUCCUCCUCGUGGACCACUUUGGAUACUUGGAGAUGUUUUCAUGGGUCGCUACCACACUGUAUUUGAUUCCGAGAGGCUUAGGGUUGGGUUUGCCGAAGCUGCUUAAUGAAGUUGGUGGUAGUGUUUGUUGGUUUGGUCCUUUGCCCAAAUUGUCAGUCAUUUGGGUAGAGCCUAGUAUCCAUGUUCAUAUAUGUAUUGUCUCCCUUUUCUAAGUACUAAAAAUGUUGGAUUUUUAGCUGGAAGCUUACCUGUACAUAUAAGUCGAUGAUGCUGUUUUCUUUUCUUCCUUCCCUAUUAAUUUUACAGAGUCUACUUAUAUCUGGCCAGAAAGGUCGAAGCUAAACCUUCAAUAUUAGUACAAGGAUAAGAAGAACAUGCUAAACAAAUCACGGCCAUGGAAGCAGCUUAUUAAUAUUAUCUCUCUGAACAGAAAUUUUUGUGACAUUAACAUUGAGAAAUCCAUUCUCCGUUCUGAAUCCCAUUGAUUGUGGGAACCGGCAGUUGUAUAGAAACAUCUGUGCAUUUUCCGACAAUCAUUUUGGAGAUUUAGGCACCGGCCCGCCGUGAGAGAAUUUUCUUCUGCCAGUGGUGACAUUUCACUUCUAAUAAGAUCAAAUUGAAUUGAGUAUAACCCACGUUUUUAAUAGACUAUCAAUAGACGUUAUAUUUCUUCUGCCUUAUAUUUCUUCUGCCAGUGGUGACAUCUCACUUUGAAUAUGAUCAAAUAUAAUCUACUGAACUGAAUAUUUAGUUCUCCCACGUUUUUUUUUACAGACUAUCAAUAAACUACGUCGGGAGUGGUACAGGUAUAUUGCUCUACAGCUGCCAAUGCCUGGUGGUACUUUAUCUGCGCCGGAAACCUUUUGAUAAGUUAUCACAGGUGAUCCAAAACAAGAGAAUGGAAUAAUUCUUAAUCUUCAUCCUGAAAGAUUCCACCGAGUACAAGUGAAAGAGCAGACCUAAUUUUGUAACGCCAUUGGUGAAUGGGUCGAUGCUUUACACGUUUGAAGGCGACAUCCACCUUACAAAUUGGCUUCAAUUUCUAUAGUUGGAUUGAUGACUUCAAAAGUUUUUAACCUAAUUAAUCAAUCUAAGCGUUUACCUUUGCAUCCAUCUUUUUUAGUUGUUUAUUUUCUUUUCUCGGACUGGAUAGAGCCACAUUUUCAGUCACUUUUUUUCCAAAACUCAGCCGGAUAAUCCUGUGUAAUUUGAGCACUAUUUAUAUUUCAUGCUUUUGCCGGGCAUAUGGGACAGAUUCAUUCACCGAUCAAAUCCACUGUAUUUACUCUCUCUCCAUCCACCAAAUGAAUGUAUAGGCUUCCUUUAACCUUGUUGACCUUGUCAAAUUGUUAGUCUCUAAUCGAC